AUGAGCGAACCGAAUAAUUUGACCAACGAUUAUGUCAGACCAUUUACUAAUGUCUGUCAAUCAUUUUACCUGGAUGACUUUGAUUUUGAUGACGUCCCUCCAAUUUACCAAUCUUCUGAUAAUGUCGAUACGACGUCUAUGAAUAUUAUGAACUACGAAAAUGUCAGCAAUUAUACAGGCAAUUAUUAUUAUGCACCAAAUCAAGGUAAUCCCCCGGUUUCUUAUUCCCGUCCGGGUAGCGUUAACACGAUGAAUGGGCAGCUGAGUACACCCUGUGACCAAGUCGAAACCCACACAAACAAUCCUUAUCCGCUCCCGGGAUCUUUUCAGACACUCUUCGGCCACAGUCCUUAUCUGCUCCCAGUAUCUUUUCAGACACUCUGUGGCCCCUCCGUCCCCCAUUCUGACACGACGAACAACAGUCUGAUUGAUAAUCAUUCUCAACAUCUCGGUACCAAUACCAACAAUACAUGUAUUUCAUAUAUUUUUAAACAAAUGCCCACAAGCAACGAAUACAUUGUUAUGAGAGAAGAGCGUACUCAAUCAAUUGUAGGCAGGAUAUCGGCGGCUGCUAGCAUUGGCGAAAUGUUAGCUUUAACUCAAAGUGAAAAAGAAAAUUAA
This is a messenger RNA of Paraglomus brasilianum, 621 nucleotides long. NCBI's taxonomy places the organism in Eukaryota, Fungi, Glomeromycota, Glomeromycetes, Paraglomerales, Paraglomeraceae. The record is from the annotation of a GenBank genome assembly.